GCGGUAUCACAGAACGUGGCUCAUUAACCGUGAAAGUAAUUUACCGGCCAGCUGCUCCAGCUAUUAGCAGCACUACCCGCUGCCCCCUCAGUGCUAAUGAGACGGGGAGCUCGUUGUGCCGACACCGGCGUUAGGACCUGUCGGCUGCUCCACGCGUAGCGAGCCCCUGGAGAUGGCUGCACCUGGCGCACAGGUCCCUUGUUACAGUCCCCGUGCCCCCGGCUUCUCCUCAUCCAUCACACCGGUACUGGAAGCCGCUUUCCCAGCUACCCGCCUCACUACAUUACCCUCGGCUUCCCGAACCCCGUUCGUUUCAGGGUCCGCGUUCCAUCCGAAAGCGCGACGCCUCCAAUGGGCAGCGAGGGGCCGGAGGAGGAGGAGCUCUGGCUGUACGGCGGUUCUCCCGCAUGUGAUGAGGAGGAUGGAGCUACUUCAGGCCGGUAUGGGCAGUCAUCUGAUACACAGCAGAACGUCUCUACUGAGAGCCAAGAUGACAAAGCUUUAUCACUGCAGGUCACUCAAAGCUGCAGUGAUGAUGAAGACAGCGACACAGACAGUGAUGAGGAUGAUGUGAAGGUCACUAUUGGUGAUAUUAGGACUGGGGCUCCAUCUUGCAUGGGAUCUGCAGGAACUGUAAAAGCAAACAGAGGCUAUGGAGUAUCUGUUGGUAAAUUACCCCAAAGAGGAAUAGACUUUUCUGCUCCUGGGUGUAUCAAUGGCGUGCCUGUAUUAGAAGUUGAUCUGGAUUCAUUUGAAGAUAAACCUUGGAGGAAACCAGGUGCGGAUAUUUCUGAUUACUUCAAUUAUGGAUUUAAUGAAGCAACAUGGAAAGUUUACUGUGAGAAGCAGAGAAGGCUUCAGAUGGGACUGGAAAAUGGACAUCAGACAAGCAGCCAAGAGAACAGAAUAACUGUGCAGCAAGGGAGGAUAGGCUAUACAGCGAAACGUGGGGAAAACAGUAGUGUAAAUACAGACCCAAAACAUAACAUUUCUGCUUCUGGCCAUGAAAGAACUCCAUCUGAAAUUUCCGAAAACAGUAAAUUUGGUGGGACCAUCGAUGUAAUUGGUGGCAUGGUUUGCAGUAUCACCAGGGUAGAGGGUAGGAGAUGGGACAGUCAUGACUCAGAAGAUAUUUCUAUCCAGAUUCUUGGUGACCAUGGAUACAACACGCAUAACAUUCUUCAACAUCAACAGCCGCCUCCACCACUCUUGCCACCACCAACUAUUGCCCCAAAUCCUUCUCCAUUUUCUGGACUACCUCCUCCUCCUUUUCCCCCUCACUUCUUUCAAAAGCCUCCUCCUACUGCCCAGGUCCCACCUUCUUUGCGUCCACCAGCCUUACUACCCCCGCCACUGGUGUCUACAACAUCUGUCCGCAUUCCUCCUCUUAAUGGGCCCCAAAUUACUUAUACCAGGCCACCUCCACACCACAGCUACAGCUCUAUGGAACCUUGUGUCUACCCACCUGUCUCCACUGCACACACCCCCUGGGUGACCACUGUGAACAAGGGGACCAGCAGCUUUAGUGAAGGGAGCGAAUGGACACCUAGGAGACAGCAAGAACGGGAGACUGAAAGACCCAGGAACCAGACUUUCAAUAACUACAUGAAUGAUGGUGAUCGCUACCUGAACUACCACCGAGAUAGAAGUUACGAGCAUGAGCGAAAAUAUCUGCGAAGUGAUGAACGGAUUCGUGAGCAGAGCUGGGAGAAGGAGGAAAGACCUCGAGCGGAAGACAGUCAACGAGACAGAGAAAACACCAGUAAACACAAAUCAUCACGGCGCAAACAGAACAGCGAGGAACGAGACAGCCAUCGGCGACACAAACGUAAGAAAAGCAAACGGAGUAAAGAAGAGAAGAGCAGCUGUGAAGAUGGCUCCUUGGGAGCGACCAGACAGAACCACAGGGAGUAAUGAGGAAUUCUGUCCAUUAUAAUAUAGAAUUAAAAUAUCCAAGUGGAUUUUAGGUUGUUACUGAACUCUUCG
Messenger RNA from Spea bombifrons (plains spadefoot toad), 1986 nucleotides. RefSeq names its product pre-mRNA 3'-end-processing factor FIP1-like. NCBI's taxonomy places the organism in Eukaryota, Metazoa, Chordata, Amphibia, Anura, Pelobatidae. The transcript has 16 exons. Bases 352 to 1914 code for a protein of 520 amino acids. Gene Ontology annotation, molecular function: RNA binding. The record is from RefSeq and is a predicted model, not a curated record. Gene Ontology annotation, cellular component: mRNA cleavage and polyadenylation specificity factor complex.